Molecule: messenger RNA, 1377 nt
Organism: Colletotrichum siamense
Lineage: Eukaryota; Fungi; Ascomycota; Sordariomycetes; Glomerellales; Glomerellaceae
Gene: lolP1-3
Product: Cytochrome P450 monooxygenase lolP1
Exons: 5
Coding region: 1-1377 (458 amino acids)
Molecular function (GO): iron ion binding; oxidoreductase activity, acting on paired donors, with incorporation or reduction of molecular oxygen; heme binding
Source: RefSeq, a predicted model, not a curated record
AUGUUCAGAAUUCGCUGCCAUGGCGCCCGCGCGUAUUCUGAAUACGCUAGGCUCACGGCGCAGUACGGCAAGCUCGUUCGUAUAGGUCCUAACGAUGUGAUCACGUCCGAUCCGGAGCUUAUUAGGCGCAUGUCAGCAGCGAAGUCCACUUAUGAGCGCAGCAGCUGGUACAAGGCGACUCGGCUAGAUCCAUACCACGAUAUGAUGGGCAGCGUGCUUGAUAAGUCUGCUCAUCACUCUUUGAGGACGAAACUGUCUCCAGGUUACGUGGGAAAGGACAUCCCAGGACUAGAGGCCAGUAUUGACUCGGGAAUCGCGGAACUGGUCGACUUAAUCCGCCUUAAGUACACGUCGAGGUCAAAGUUGGCCACCAUUCCUGAAACAGGCGGAAAGGACCAGGUCUCUAAGCCCUCGGAUUCGGAGUCUGUCGACUUCGGCCGCCUUGCAGACUACUACGCCAUGGAUGCGCGGUCGAGGAUGUCGUUCGGUCGGCCUAUCGGACUUCUGCAGAAAGACACGGACGUCUUUGGCCUUAUCAGAACGUCGAAUAUUGCCAUAGAUGUGCUGCAAUUCUUCACGGACAUUCCCGCGCUUCAAAUGAUCUUCACGUCGGAUCUCUUGCUGAGACUCUUGGGCCCAAAGCCGACGGAUUCGAGUGGUUUCGGAAAGAUUAUGGGACUUGCCCAGCAGCAUGUUGUGAAACGCUUCGCUCCGGAUGCAAAGGACGAGCCCGACCUACUUGGAUCUUUCAUUCGCCGUGGGCUUGACCGACGCUCCGCUCAGUCUGAAAUCAUGUUUCCAAUGGUCGCUGGCUCAGAUACAGCCGCAAAGGCCAUCAAGUGGACAAUGCAAUACCUACUGAGCAAUCCUUCCGCUUUCAAAAGGCUUGAAGAGGAAGUUAUGACAGCGAUUUCAAACGGAACAAUCUCUGACCCCAUCACUAACACCGAGGCUCUGAAACUCCCUUUUCUUCAGGCAGUCAUUUACGAGUCCCUCCGUGUUCAUCCACCAUUCACUGGCUUGCUCAUGAAGCAGGUCGGGUCUGAAGGUGAUGUGCACGAGGGUACAUUUUUGCCUCCAGGUACAAGAGUUGCGCACGACACGUGGUCAGUGACGCACGAUACACAGCUAUUCGGAGAGGACGCCCACAUAUUUCGACCCCAGAGAUGGCUCGAAGCCGAUGCGGUCACGGUUAAAGAAUGGAAGAAACGAACCGAGCUGGUUUUUGGUGCUGGUAGGUGGCAGUGUGCGGGCAAGGCGGUGGCCAUGAUAGAGCUGAACAAGAUCUUUGUCACUCUUAUUCGUAACUUCGAGUUUCUGCCGACGAGUGCUUCUAUGUCGGUUGUUAUCAAAGUUCGCGGGACGGAGUCGACAUGA